AUGCGUCACGUACCGGGACCGCUGCGGGAAGUCAUGCAAAAACGUGCCGACCAGCUAGAUAAUUCACAGGGGGAUCACACACGUAUCGCCAGCGCCGACUCCGACCGGUAUUCCGUUGCGAUCGCAACGGUAUUCGACCAGGGACCGUGGGUGGACAUGUGCCAGUACUUGGGCUUACCGGCUGUACCAGGGACGCUUUACGGUAGCAUCAAGAUGCGUAGCCUCGAGUACACGGUACAAAACGUUGUCGACGACGACGAGGCUCCCGCUAAAGUGCCCCAGCUAUUAGUGCUUAUCAAGUCCACCCGAUACGUUAACGAGGAAAUUGUCGCCGUGCUUCACGACCCGACAGGAGAAGUGGAUGGCUACUUUCACCGAGAACUCGUUGAGCAUCUCGGUCCAGCUCUUGUUGGUGGUGUGGGCGUUCUACUCUACAAGGUAUCAGUAUUCACGCCCACUGAUGCGCCUGUGACAGGAAGACGAAAGAGCUACUUGAACAUCACACCGCGGAAUGUGGAGCGCAUAUUUGUCACGAAAGACUCGUCGAACGCUGUGAAAAUAGGGGACAUUGUCAAUUCGUUUAACAAAGAAAAAGAGGACAAGUCUCAGCACGAGAGCGACCAAGACGACUACGAAGACAAUCUCGAAUCCAAAAGCGAGCAGGCGACACGGCAGUUACUGCAGCACAGCACAGUCCGCGACACUUCGGCAGAGUUGACGUUCCUUUCGCAGCGACAAGUGGUCCAUCGCAAUCCACCUGUGCGAGAUCCUGCUGUGGUGACAACGGCGAAAGUGACGACAGGGAAGCGCGGAAAAAGUGCUGCAAAACCAGCUCCAGAUCACGAAAGCGGGCUUGGAAAGUGGCAGUGGAGCAAAUUGCUGAAGAAGAGGACAAGUGGCGAUGCCAGUGACGAGCGCGCCGUGGACUCAAGACGUUCGCAAGAGCGUCAGGGCUUCUUGAAUGCGAGCUCGCACCUCAUGAACCUGAUCACGAAGCAAAAGGAUCGGAGCAGAGACGACAGAGCGAAGCAAGACACAAUGGCAGCUGCAGUAAGGGCAACGAAACCUGUUAGUGUGCACUUUGCGUCAGAAACGGAGAUUUGCCUGCCGUCUAUGCCUCGCGACUCUGACAGGUCCGAAACACCGCCGACCAGUUCAUCGUCACAAUGUUUGCCAGCCAUAGCAGCAGCAGCAGCAGUAGCAGUAGGUGGUCACAGCGAAAAGCACGACAGCAACUAUAACUCGGAUAGUCAGGACGACGACGAUGAUUGGUGA
Molecule: messenger RNA, 1275 nt
Organism: Hyaloperonospora brassicae
Lineage: Eukaryota; Oomycota; Peronosporomycetes; Peronosporales; Peronosporaceae
Source: the annotation of a GenBank genome assembly